Nanorana parkeri is the source of this 606-nucleotide messenger RNA. RefSeq names its product FCF1 rRNA-processing protein (gene FCF1). The record is from RefSeq and is a predicted model, not a curated record. Lineage: Eukaryota; Metazoa; Chordata; Amphibia; Anura; Dicroglossidae. Gene Ontology annotation, cellular component: small-subunit processome; nucleolus. The annotation marks the transcript as partial. The transcript has 6 exons.
AGUAAGGAGAAAGAUCGGGCAAAGCCGCAGAAGAAGGAGGAGGCGGAUCCCAGUGCUAUUAAAGAGAGAGAAGUUCCUCAGGUGCCGUCCUGCCUCUUCUUCCAGUAUAAUACAAACCUGGGACCUCCGUACCACAUUCUGGUCGACACAAACUUCAUCAAUUUCUCCAUCAAAGCCAAACUGGACAUCGUGCAGUCUAUGAUGGGACGGGUUCGUUCCCCGUGCCGUCUCUGUACCAUCAUUGUUUGUAUUCCGCCAGGCGUGCCGUGUAUCACAGACUGCGUCAUGGCCGAGCUGGAAAAACUGGGACAGAAGUACAGAGUGGCUCUCAGGUCAGUGAUUGAUCCAACAUUUGAGCGGCUGCCGUGCACACAUACCGGGACGUACGCCGAUGACUGCUUGGUACAGAGAGUCACCCAGCAUAAAUGUUACAUGGUGGCCACAGUAGAUCGAGACCUGAAGAGGAGGAUCAGGAAGAUUCCCGGGGUUCCCAUCAUGUACAUUUCCAAUCACAGGUAUAAUAUCGAGAGGAUGCCCGAUGACUACGGAGCGCCGCGCUUUUAGGAUUGCCGCAUUCAUAUUGGACUGGUUGUGGUUGGUCAGUUG